CACAAUGGCAACUUUCGAAAGCUCAGAUCAAGAACAGGUCUAUUCUCAAGGUCAAUCGUUGAGUAGCGGGCAGAUGCCUACUGCUUUUACUUGUUUUCCAGACCUGCCUAUAGAGCUUCGUCUCAGAAUAUGGACCUGGGCUUGCUUUCACCCGCGAGACGUCCAUGUCGGUGUCAAAACAGUUCGAACGAUUACUCCAUGGACCAAUCCAUCACCGAUCGGCCUCGUCGAUUAUCGUUACUACUUCUCCAGAACCUCAUGUCCACUAAUCCUUCGCACGACUCGAGAGUCUCGUAGUGAAGCCCUGAAACGGUAUCAACUAGAUUUCGGCAUCCAUACCAGCAUUGAACGACUCACUUGCUCAAUCCCACCUCGAAUCUAUGUCAAUUGGGAAGCUGACAGGAUCUGCAUCGACGACGAUUUCGCGUUAUACGGCGCCGAAGCCUUGCGAGAUCUCCUCUUGGAUCGCAAAGUCCGUUCUCUCGCCCUCACUGUGCGGGACAAGAAGACGCCACUUCUCCUUCCUCCGCUAUUGCGUGCAGAGCAUCUCCAGGACAUCUUUCUCGUUUGGGACACUCGUCGCUUUUGUCCUGAUGGAGAUUAUCGCAGUGUGCGGAAUCGAGAAAGCUAUCGUGGCAAUGGCUGGGAGGCAAUUAGAACGCUAUUGAUAUCGAAAUGGCCUUCGAUGGAGCUUCCAUCUUCGGACUUUUUUUGGCACCAGGGCGAUACUUCCGGAGGGCUUCAGUAUACUGAGGAGGGAUCGAAUGUUACACUUAUGUUAAAUUGGCCCAAUGAUCGCAAGUUGCCAUUGCGUCAACUUAUGCCACGGCCGGAGUAAAUGCUGUGAUCAAUGGAAGAGGAUAUUGGGGAUGGUGCUUAGUGCUCACUGGCAGAACCUUCCAGAGUGACUCGAUAAUGUCCAUGUCAUUCUUUCCUUCUCUGGAACCUCAAUCUCGUAAGUUUUUUCAUCGUCUUCUGCAGAAGGUCUCGGCAAAGCUAGGCAUCCAAGACAGUCCUGCUUAUAUACCUGACAAGUUUCCGCAGAGCAUCUUCAGCACCAUCUUCAGCACCUUCAACACAACAUCAUAAUGGCCACUUCAUCUAUCAGCAAUCUAGUAACACUUGGAGGCACUAAGCAAUCUGUCGAUACU
This is a messenger RNA of Mollisia scopiformis, 1151 nucleotides long. RefSeq lists its product as uncharacterized. Lineage: Eukaryota; Fungi; Ascomycota; Leotiomycetes; Helotiales; Mollisiaceae. Bases 5 to 838 code for a protein of 277 amino acids. The record is from RefSeq and is a predicted model, not a curated record. The transcript is spliced from 2 exons.